Messenger RNA from Pseudopipra pipra, 1444 nucleotides. It is a transcript of the gene NAAA, whose product is annotated as N-acylethanolamine acid amidase. NCBI's taxonomy places the organism in Eukaryota, Metazoa, Chordata, Aves, Passeriformes, Pipridae. The transcript has 11 exons. Gene Ontology annotation, biological process: fatty acid metabolic process. The record is from RefSeq and is a predicted model, not a curated record. Gene Ontology annotation, molecular function: fatty acid amide hydrolase activity. Gene Ontology annotation, cellular component: lysosome. The coding region runs from base 59 to 1096 and encodes 345 amino acids.
GGUUGCUGUGGCUGCGGGGAAGGCGGGCUGGCCGCGGGGCCCCGCGCUGUGCUGCGCCAUGGGCUGCGGGCCGUGGGCGCUGCUGGCCCUGCUGUGCGGGGUGGCCGCGGCGGUGGCCCCGCUGCGCUGCAACGUGAGCCUGGACAGCCCGGCCGAGCGGCGCUGGCUGCCCGUGCUGAAACACUUCGAUCCCGCCUUCCUGCGCGCCGCCGUGGCCCGGGUCAUCGACGAGAGCGUCCCGAAAUGGGUGCACCAGGUCAUCCGGCCCAUAGCAGCGGAGCUGGAGCAAUUCAUGCCACAACCCUUCGCGGGGGAGAUUGUGGGGCUGUGCCAAGCACUGGGAAUCAGUCUGGGAGAUGGAAUCCUGCUCAACUUCGCCUACGAGUCCACUGCGUUCUGUACAAGCAUUGUUGCUCAGGAUGACAAAGGGAACAUUUACCACGGUCGCAACCUGGAUUAUGAUUUUGUUGAUAUAUUGAGCAAGAUCACAGUUGAUGUGCAGUUUAUAAAGAGUGGGCAGGUAGCGUACCAAGGCACCACAUUUCUUGGCUACGUAGGCUUAUGGACUGGACAACGUCCACACAAGUUCACAAUCUCUGGGGAUGAACGAGAUGGUGGUAGAUGGUGGGAAAAUGCCAUAGCUGCUUUCCUCAAUCGGAAUUACCCCGUCAGCUGGCUGGUCCGGGAUACCCUGAGCAGAGCAGAGGACUUCCAGUCAGCUGUUCUCAGACUGGCUGGCAUUCCCAUCAUUGCUGAAGUUUACUAUAUUGUAGGAGGUGUGUCACCCAAAGAAGGCAUGGUCAUAACAAGGAACAGAAAAGGGCCAGCAGAUCUCUGGCCUCUGGAUCCUUUAGGUGGAGCGUGGUUUCGUGUGGAGACAAACUAUGACCACUGGACCACCCCUCCUCCUUUUGAUGAUCGCAGAACUGCAGCCAUCAAAGCUCUCAAUGCUACUGGACAGCAGAACAUCAAUUUUGAUACACUCUUUAAGGUAUUGUCAGUGAAGCCAGUCUUAAACGUUAACACAGUGUACACCACAGUGAUGAGUGCUGCAUUUCCAGACAAGUACCAGACAUGGAUCCGAACUGAGCAGUGAAGAGCUGUAAGGAGCAGAGGUACUGAGUGAAAAGCUGAAGCUUUGCAAGAUCAGCAUAUGGUUCUAAAAUAACUCUUGGGAGCAGUACUGUUGUUUUGGCUUAUUAAUUAUGUGAACCAUUUGGGAAAUAGUGACUUGUUAACUCUUUGAAGUGUUGCAGGUGAUCCUCUUAAUGAACUGUAAGAGGUGUUUGAAUUUUAUUUUAAUUGAUGUUCUAGCAGAUGUGACUGGUUAAAAAUGGCAGUGUGUAACUGCAAUGUAGUUCUGUGCUAAUGAAUAAAUUUUUGUACUUUACAUGGCCAGUAGGUCUGAACAUGAUGAAAUAAAAAGAUGCAGCUGAUAGACUGA